Molecule: messenger RNA, 2371 nt
Organism: Xiphias gladius (swordfish)
Lineage: Eukaryota; Metazoa; Chordata; Actinopteri; Istiophoriformes; Xiphiidae
Gene: ltv1
Product: LTV1 ribosome biogenesis factor
Biological process (GO): ribosomal small subunit biogenesis; ribosomal small subunit export from nucleus
Cellular component (GO): preribosome, small subunit precursor; nucleus; cytosol
Source: RefSeq, a predicted model, not a curated record
CCUCCCUCCCCUGUUGUUCUCCGGAAUGGUUCCUUCCAGUUAUGGUCGCACCAGCACCAGCAGCGUGGUGAAGGAGAACCCGGCGGAGACAAAACAUCGGCGACAGUUUCCGGAUUUAAUUUACGGUUAUCGGUUAUAACGUCUGCCUGUAGUUUGAGGUUUCGCGGAUCUUUAACCCCGACCGGUCGGAGAAAACCGUCAGAGAUUCCGUUUCAAGAUGCCUCAUCGAAAGAAGAAAUCGUUCAUUGAAAAGAAGAAGGCCGUGACCUUUCACCUCGUCCACAGAAGUCAGAGGGAUCCGCUGGCUGCAGAUGAGAAAGCACCACAGCACGUCCUCCUGCCUGCCACCAAGGUGGAAGCGGAGAAGAGGCGCCAGGAGCAGAGGGAAUUUGGCGUUUUCUUUGACGACGACUACGACUACCUGCAGCACCUGAAGGAGGCGUCGGGCCUGUCUGAGCUGGUGGCAGCCGGACCCCCGGACACCGACAGACGACCUAUUCCCCUCCGCGACGAAGAUGAGGAAAGUGAGGAGAGGGGUGACAAGGCCUUUCCUGCAGCUUGCAUCAACCUGCCCUCUUCGGUGUUUGCCUCAGAGUUUGAGGAGGAGGUGGGACUUCUGAACAAAGCUGCUCCUGUCUCAGGACCGCGUCUGGACAUGGACCCUGACAUCGUGGCCGCUCUCGACGAAGACUUCGACUACGACGACCCCGACAACCUCCUGGAUGACGAUUUCAUCUUCAAAGCAAACAGUGCGAGGGGGGCAGUGGACCUAGAAGGGGACCACGAUGAAGAUGGCGACGAUGAUGAUGAUGAGUGGGAGGACACGGACGAGGAAGGCGACUUUGACUCUGAGGGAGGACUUUCGGGCGACGAGCACUCGACAGGGGACGGCCGCGGUCGAGAGUUUCUGUUCAUGGACGAGGAGACCAAGAGCCGAUUCACCGAGUACUCGCUGACGUCGUCCGUGAUGAGGAGGAACGAGCAGCUCAGCCUGCUGGACGACCGCUUCGAAAAGUUUUACGAACAGUUUGAUGAUGACGAGAUCGGCGCUCUGGACAACGCUGAGCUGGAGGGCUUCAUCGAACCGGACAGCGCGCGUCUGGACGAAGUCAUAAAAGACUACUUCACACAAAAAGAGAGAGAGUUCCUGAGGCCUGAUGACUUGGGUCCCAAAGAACUUCCUGUUGAGGAGGAGGAGGAGGAGGAGGAGGAGGAGGAAGAGGAAGAAUUGGAAACCGUCGUUAUUGCGGCUCCAGAGGAGAAGUGGGACUGUGAAACCAUCAUCAGCACAUAUUCCAACAUAUAUAACAGACCCAAAGUGAUUGAAGAGCCAACAAAGCCGAAGCCGAUCCGCGUGUCCAGCAAGACGGGCAUCCCUCUGGACGUCCUCCCCGCCAGAGGCCUGACGGCCAAGCAGGUGGCGCGCAUGACGAUGAUCAACGACUCGGACCUCCCCCGUGUCUCCACCCAGCCCCGAAGUAAGGAGGAGAGCAAAGAGGAGAGGAAGGCAAGGAAGCAGGCCAUCAAAGAGGAACGCAAGGAGAGAAGAGCCGAGAAGAAGGCCAACAAGAUGGCGUUCAAGGACGAGAAAGUCCGACAGGAGAAGCAGAUGUUGAACCUGAGAACAAACAUUCAAGGCCUGAAGCUUUAGUAGCUGACGGCCGGCGCUCUGCCCACACAGACUCUUCACCCGUUAAUGGCGUCAUCAGCGGACGCGCCGCUCUUCGCUUCAGUGGAGCUGACAGGACGGCAAAUCGACCCCCAGACGAGGGAGGACUGACGGGAGGCUCUGGGCUUGCAGACCACAGCAGAGCAUCCUCAAAUCGCCAUGAGAUCCAGUUCAUUUGACUUGACUUUAAAUGGAAGGAGCAAAAGUAACUUUUUCUAAGACGCGGCAGCUCAGGUCAUCGUGCCGUGAUGUGUUUGAAAUCCAGGAUUAAUAAUAAUAAUAAUAAUAAAAGGCUGGGUAUCGUACUUCAACAGUUUUUCAUUACUUGGUGCUACAAACAUUUUGGCUUGUACCCAAUCAUAUUGGUAAUCGGGGUUACUCACUUAUUUCACAAUUUGAGACUUUUUUUUUUUUCCUUGUGCGGCUUUUCAUGUGAAACCACAUUUAAAGGGAAAGAUGAGAAAAUGAAUACCGCCCUCUGGUCUGUAACUUAGUUUUGACUGAAAGCGGGGAAACAGCAGCCCGGGCUCUGUCCUGGGGGGGGGGGGUCCACCUCCAGGCACCUCUGAAGCUCCAAUUAACACAUUAAAUUGUUUUGUUUUCGUCCGUUCAAAAACCGAAAAGGGUGUUUGUCAUUUUUAUACUUUGAGAGAAAUGAGAUGAGAUUAGAGGUGCUAGUGGGUGGAUUUUUUUUUGAACAGA